Messenger RNA from Eremothecium cymbalariae DBVPG#7215, 567 nucleotides. RefSeq names its product riboflavin kinase (gene FMN1). Lineage: Eukaryota; Fungi; Ascomycota; Saccharomycetes; Saccharomycetales; Saccharomycetaceae. Gene Ontology annotation, cellular component: mitochondrion. The transcript has a single exon. Gene Ontology annotation, biological process: riboflavin biosynthetic process; FMN biosynthetic process. Gene Ontology annotation, molecular function: riboflavin kinase activity. The record is from RefSeq and is a predicted model, not a curated record. The coding region runs from base 1 to 567 and encodes 188 amino acids.
AUGAAAGCCAGGUCAGUAGAUGUACCUAUUCCAGAUAGGCCCGUAUCACCGUUUCCCAUUUUAACUGAUUAUGUGGAUAUCAUAUGUGGGUUUGGUCGUGGCUCUUCUGAGUUAGGAAUUCCAACUGCCAACGUCCCUAUCGAACAAUUACCUCCAGAAGUAAACACUUUGGAGACAGGAGUCUACUUUGGUUGGUCGAAAUUACACGCCAUAACCAGUCUUGAGUCAAAGACACAUGAAAGGAAAAAUGGAACUUUAGUGGAAUACAAUUACGGCAAGAACCUAACAGUAGAUGAUACCGAGGUAUUACCCGUUGUGAUGUCUGUUGGAUGGAAUCCUUUUUUCAAGAAUAAGUCAAAGACAGUAGAAUUACAUAUAUUGCGAGCUUUUGAAGAUGACUUUUAUGGAGCAAAGGUUAAGUUUAGCCUCCUAGGUUAUAUCAGGCCAGAGUUGGAUUACACUACGAAAGAGAAUCUGAUAGACGAUAUUCAUACAGAUAUUAAAAUUACUUCUGAAGUUCUGAAACGCCCUGGAUACAGCUGCUUAAGGAGACAACUUCUCGAAUAA